AUGUUGCUGACCCUAUCGGCGUCGUCCAUUCCGUCGGAUUCCCUCGCUUUGCGCUCCACAACGCGACGCCCCUACUCGCUGCCGUUUCGCGCCCUUUCGCGCGCCGCAGCCCCCGGCAAGGAGGGGGCUUUCGCCGCGUUCGCCCCCCGCACAUGCGUCAUGACCGCCGCUGCGCCCAUCGCGGACGAUCUGCGCGCGCUGGACAGUGGCGCUCACCUUCCCCCGCAGGACUCCGCGGGGAAGAGCUCCGCGGACUUGGAGCGCAGGGAUGAUGUCGCGCAACAAUCUCGCGGGGAAUGCUCGCACGCGGAGAAGCGGAAGCUGAACGCCAGCGCCGAUGCCGACGAAUGCCGCACUGGCGGCGAUGCGGCGGCGGCGCCGCCCGAGGGAACGGAGAGCAAAGCCGACUCGACGAGAUCCGCGGAACCCGCCGCGAAGAGACCCCGCGGGAGCGCCGAUCCCGGCGAGAAACCGACACUGGCGCAGCUGGCGGAGACGAUCAACCGCGGCAGUGGCGGCGGCAUCUCGCCGCGCCCUGCUCCCGCCUCACCGCCCGCCGCCGCGCCUCACCUUGCGCCUGCGGUUGCUGCUCCGCACCACUCCUCUGAGCUUCCGCCCCGCCUCCCCUGGGCGUCGCCGCCCGUUGACUCGACGGUCAACGCGACCGCCGGCUGUCCCGCUGCUGACGUGGAUGACAAGUCGGGGGAGAGCGGCGGCGCGGGGUUGGAGGAAGAGGAUGAGGCGGAGGGGGAUGAGGGCGAGGGGGAAGGCGAGGAGGCGGUUGGCGGGGUGACCGCCGCGGAUGGCGGCGCGUGCGGCAAGAAGAAACGGUACCGCUACAAGCGGCUGUCUAAAGCGGGUUACAUUCCGGACGACGGGCAGCACUGGCACAAAUACGGGCAGAAGAAUCUCGUGGAUGCCGGAUACUGCAGGGCGUACUACCGGUGCGCGCGGCGGAGCGCGGGGUGCGCGGCCAAGAAGACGAUCGACUUCCCCAUUCGCUGGGGGCUGGACAUGCGCGUCACGUACAGCGGCUCGCACACGCACGGCCUGCCGCCCAGGCUGCAGCGCGAGGUCUUCACAUACGCCACCACGCCCGCCCAGCUGCCGCCCAACAUCUCCGUGCCGCCCAACGUGCUCGCUGCUGCUGCGGCUGCCACUGCUGCUACAGCCGGGGUUGCUACAGCCGGGGCUGCUACAGCCGGCGGUGCUACAACCGGCGCUGCUAGCUCCUCUGCUGCGUCUGCGGAAUCCAAUCCCGCCAAUGCCGGCCCGUCCCCCAUCUCCCCUCCGCUCACUGCUUCCCCCGCCCCACCCGCCCCUGCUCCUGCUGCUCCUGUUGCUUCUGCUCCUGCUGCCGCUACUCACCCUGCUGCCUCUGCCCCUCCUGCUCUCAACUCACCUGUUGUGCGCGGGGCUGGUAACCAGGUAACUGGUAACACCGCGCACGCAUGCAGUCCCGUGCUCGCGCCUUACGCCGGCGCUGCGGGGUGCACUGGCAAAUCGCAGAUAGCAGUGCACUACCAGCCAGACACGCUGACUCAGCAAGGAGUGGUGUCCAAACGCCCGCCCAUGCUGCAGGCCUCCCCGCAGCUACAGCCGUCCCAGCUACAGCCGUCCCCGUCCCCGCUACAACCGUCACCGCGACAAUCGCCAGCGCUACAGCCGGGGGUGCUGCAGCUACAGCCGUCAGCUUCGCCAGUGCAGCAAUGCACGCCUUCCCCUCGCCUGCAGCAGGGCGCACAGCCCCAGCCACAGCCACAGCCACAGACGUGGGCUGCUGUGCCGCCUGCAGGGGCGGUUACCAGAUCGCACAGCACCCGAGCAGCAACUACCCCCCACGCGCACCACUUCUCUACUCUCAGUGCUGCUGGUGGGGCCAGUCAAGAGGGGACAGCAGCACAAGCAGCGGCGCAAGCGGCCCCUCAGGCUCAGCAGGGGGAGGGAAUGAUGCUGCUGGGGAAGUUCAUUCCAUCGCCCUCCCCGUCCCCGUCCCCGUCCCCGUCCCCGUCCCCUUCCCCUGGUGACUCGCCGCGCAGACGCCUGAAAAGAGAGGAGCCGUUUCCGGUGUGUCGGGAUGAGCAGCAGGGGCGCGUGGCGAGGGCGAGGGGGGGAGGUGCGAGGGGGAGUGGAGGCGUGGUGCAGCGGCUGACAGCGCAGUUUGAUGCUCAGUGUGAGGCACGGGGGGCUGCUCAUGGUGCUGCUGGUGCUCAUGGUGCUCAUGGUGCUGAUGGUGCUGCUGGUGCUGGUGCUGCCGAUAGUGCUGCAGGUCCCAUACAGCUUGUUGCUGACUUGAGAGCAUCAAGCCAGAAGGAGGUCAACCUGAACCUCUCUCUCUAG
Messenger RNA from Closterium sp. NIES-65, 2340 nucleotides. The record is from the annotation of a GenBank genome assembly. NCBI's taxonomy places the organism in Eukaryota, Viridiplantae, Streptophyta, Zygnematophyceae, Desmidiales, Closteriaceae.